This is a messenger RNA of Lichtheimia ornata, 540 nucleotides long. RefSeq lists its product as uncharacterized. NCBI's taxonomy places the organism in Eukaryota, Fungi, Mucoromycota, Mucoromycetes, Mucorales, Lichtheimiaceae. The transcript has a single exon. The record is from RefSeq and is a predicted model, not a curated record. The coding region runs from base 1 to 540 and encodes 179 amino acids.
AUGAUCAUCUCCAGCGGUCAUAAUCAUCGCCAUAUUCAUCACUAUCAUUUCUACGCUAAGAACCCUAACAACAACAGCGGCCAUCCUUUUGUCUUGGUUGGAGUCACCACUACCGUUAUCGAAUCCUAUGCUCCUGAUCCGCCAAUAGUAACCAACGCUGGAAUCCCUCCUCCUCCUCUUACAAUUACUACUACUGCUUCAGCUCAUCCUAUUUUUCCACCACCCAUUGCCUCUGGGUUCCCUUGUCUUCAUGGCUUUCCACCACCACCACCAAUACCUUCUGUUGUUUCCACUGGUAUCCCUUCUCGUCAUCUCCUUCCUCCUCCUGACCAUCAUCCUUCUCUCAAAUCAAUAUGGAAAGGGAACCAUGAAGAACAAACAAGUCGUGAGGCACCAUCACAAAUGUCUUUGCAUCUCUUUGACCGUUCUUCUACACCAUCGAAUAUUCCAUCAUUGCUUCCCACCAUGUCGAAUAGAAUGCUUACAACGAGUGAACCAGAAUUCCCUUUUCCUAGUCGUACACAACCUUGUAUCCUUUGA